AAAAUUGAAUUAUUUUUAGUCUGUCUUUUUGUUUUGUUUGAAAAGUCGUUUUCGAGAUCGGAGGAAGAAUAUUAUUCUAUAUUUGAGACGUUGAAUGAAACAAAAACAAAAAUACGUAAUUCAUGAAGUAGUUUCACACAUAUAUUGAAAAUCUAGUUGUAUUUUAAUUAAAUUCGAAUUAAUUGGCGGAAAUAAUGAACCAUUGACGUAAAUAAUGGUCAGUGAUGUAAUUAAAGUCCCGAGUUUCGAUUAAUUUCUAUUAAUAGUGAUUUUUACGAUGUGAUUAAAACUCAAAGAAGAAAGGGCAUUUGGAAAAGCUCAAAAGAAAUCAAUAAUUCGUCUCAAAUGCGUGCGCAAUUCAGUUUUUAAUAGAAAAAUUAACUAGAAACCCAAGUCAACAAUUUUUAUUUAAAAUAACCUAAAACAAUGUGUAUGUUUUUAAUGAAGACAACAACAUCGGUACUGCAACAUUUAUUAUAAAUUAAUCGCUAUUUUUGAGUGUACGAGUUUUAUCGUUAAACUAGUCUUUUAAUUGCAACACACUUUAGUAAGAAUUAUGGGUUCAACAACUAUACCUGUUUUACUAGUCACUGCGAACGUUGGAUCUAUAUUUGAAGAUCCAAAUGAAAUGCUUAAAAUAUGGACUGAAGAAUUUUUAUCAACUGUAUCUAAGUUAGAUCCCAAAUUCAUAGGUUUACAUUGCCAGGAGGUAGGAGGAAAGAACUAUGAACUUAGUAUGAAACAAGUUGAACAUUUCGUGAAAUUAUUGAUGUCCAGUAAUGAAUUACGCUUAUUCGAUAAGAUUAGGGUAUUUUUAGAUGAAGAUUACAGCUCAGCAGAAAAUUUUACGGCACUGGGGAAUUUGUACUUCGUGCACCAAUCUUUGGAAAAUAUUUUAAUAUGGGAUUUCAAAGAUUGUGUGUUUGUGCCUGUACAAGGUAAAGAAAUCCAUUCAGGCAAUAUCGAGACUGUAGUUACUAAAGAGAAGGCAAAGUUUCCACAGGAUUUCUUUCCAGAGUGUAAAUGGUCACGCAAAGGAUUCAUGCGGACGAGAUGGUCGCUUAAUAAUACUGUCGUGGAUAUGGUGAAUAUCCAUUUAUUUCACGACGCCUCGAAUUUUAUAGCGAUGGAAUCGUAUCCAUCUGUUUAUUGUAAAAACAGACGUAGGGCAUUAGAGCAUACGCUAGAAAGGUUUCAUAAUGACCAGUAUGACAAUGCUCCGUACUUUUUAUUCGGCGAUUUUAAUUUUAGGACUGAUACAGACGGCGUUGUUAAAAAACUGACUGAUGGACUAAAAACUACGAGAGUCCAAAACAACAAAAAUAAUGAAUUUACAAAAUUGCAGUUUACUACCGAAGAUAGCAAGUUGAUAUUGACUGUUGGAAAAAAGGAAUUUAACCAUUCGGAUCACCAAACUGUGUUCCAAAACCCUACUUCAGAAUGGCUGAAAUCGUUCGACAAGGAACUUGAAGCUUUUGAAGAUGCCUUGACUGAAUACCCCGUAACAUUUCCUCCCUCUUAUCCAUUCGAAGAGAAAAUAUCACAAGCUACGGCAUACAUGCAGACCCGAUGUCCGGCUUGGUGUGAUAGAGUACUACUCAGCAAAAAGGCGAAACAGCUUGUCGCCGAAGAAUCCGAUAUCAAGUAUGGCCUAAUGGGAGAGGAAACCUGCAUGGGGGAUCAUAAGCCAGUAUAUCUCAGGAUAGAUCUAAAGAAAAAAGCAGGUACAAACGUAUGUUGUGAACACGCACCUUUCGCUUGCUUGCCUGAUAAAUGCAAAUGUUGCCAAAUGUACGCUUCAAUUAAAAUAACAUUAGUAGACAUGAGUGACUAUAGCAAAACCAGCUUCCACAAACUCCCUGUUCUCGACACCAGACUUCUGCAGGAACCAAUCACCAAAGACAUGCUGUCGCACGAACCCUAUACUCCAGAGAGUGUAGAUUCGCACUCACAUUCUCCAAUGCGCAUAGAAGAAGAAAGAGAAUCUGUGUCUCCUUUACAACUGAAAUCAAGGUUGGAAAACAUAUUGCGUAUGGAAUCAAAAUUACCGAAACACGUAAUGAAGAGGUCAGCUUCAGAUAAUGUAGGCGUAGAUAAACCUAAAAAUUUUUUGUUUAGAACAAGAGCUAUGUCGGAAAUACCAAAAAAUGUACAUACACGUGUUAGACUUAUAUCUACACCUCGCGCAGAGUCAUUGAAUCGACUACAAAGUCAUCACAGUUCUUCGGACGAAGACUGGUUCGAAUUUGAUGAAGAAACACAUACGAAGUGCUUAGACGAUUGUUUUGAAGACGUAUCGAAUAAAGAUGAGACUAUAGAUGUUCCUAUUAUUGUAGAAAGUAAGCAAAAAAAGAAAAGAUGGAGGUUCAGAAAACUUAGGACGCGCUCAAAAACUAGUUGUUGUGCUAUAGUGUGAUUUUUUUAUUUUUAUUUUUUUUUGUAGAUCUGUUUUUUGUAUUAUUGAAAUAUUUUGCAACCGCUGUAGAAAAUUAUAAUGCUUGCAGUGUUGCACCAGUAGAUUGAGGAAAGACAGUGGAAUUUUGGGCAAAUGCUAUGCAGGGCAUUCGCGUGAGUACACAAAACAUUGUAACGUCAAUUUGUGUUUACUCUAAGGAUAAAUCUACAAGAAUGGAACAGUUAUGACGUUUCGCUUAGAAACACCAAAUUUGACUGAUGGUGUGCCAUAUAUGCUUUUACCAAAGCAGCUUUUGGAUUUUUAUAUUACAUUAAUUAUGUGAUAUAUGUUAUAGAUCAUAAUAAUAGUAAAAUGGGCAUUAUUAAUAAAUAUUAUAAUGGCAUUUAUUUAAUUU
Molecule: messenger RNA, 2810 nt
Organism: Diabrotica balteata
Lineage: Eukaryota; Metazoa; Arthropoda; Insecta; Coleoptera; Chrysomelidae
Source: the annotation of a GenBank genome assembly